AUGGCUUAUUCUUAUAAUCCGGGUUGUCUAGCCCUAAAAAAACGAAGAAGAAGCAAAGGGCAAGCAGCUGCUUUUAUGUCCGCGUCGCCGCAUUCAUGCUGCUGCUGGGCGGGCGAGGGGGCGGUGCCCCCCGCUCGGGCCGCGUCCCCGCCGGCCUCUGUGGGGGCACCUUCGGAAGUGGGAGAGGAGGGCGGGGGGCAGAGCGGCUGCGGUGGCUGCUCGGAGCCCUGGCAGCAGCCGGCGUCGGGGGGCCGCGGCGGCGAGGCGCCUCCCCCCGCAGGCCCUCCGCCGCCGCCGCCGCCGCCGCCGCAUCCCCCACCGCCGCAGCGGGGCUGCUUACACGGCGUGCAGGCGGGAACCCCGGCCCCCUUCCGCUUACACACCAUUUCUGGGGGCGUAGGGGGCUCGGCCGGCGGCGGCGGCCCCCGGAAGAGUUGCACGGCAGCGGGCGGCCCCAGGAAGCGCACGGGCCCCACGCUGGCCAAGAAGAGGCUCCGGCCCUGCUGCUCCCAGGCGGCGGCCGCGGCCAGCCCCAGCUCUUUGCAGCAGGAGGCAGGAGACGAGGCCGAGGCGGCGGCAGCUGCGGCGGCGGCGGCCGAGGAUACGCCGCGCCAGGUGCUGCGAGGAGGCGGCCGCGGCGUAGGCCCCGUCCCGCGGCGGCGGCGAGAGCGGCGGCUCCUCCUCUGGGCCGGCGGGGGCGGGCGCGCCGGGGCUGUGCACGAUGAAGCAGAGCAUGCAGGGCCCGCGGAAGAAGCAGUCCCGGCUCCCGGGCGCCGCCGGCUGGGGGGGCGCCUUGGCCGGGGUCCGGCGGGGCAGCCUGAGGAGAGGGCGGCGGCGGCGGCACCAGCUGCAACAGCGAGGCCUCUUCUGGCUCGGGCGGUUACGCGGCUCCUUCGAGAGAAGGUGGCCCAUAUAGAAGGCCCCGAGGAGGGGGACCGGGACGGGGAAGUAGGGAGGCCCGGAGAGGCGAGCUCCGGCAGCGGGACAGGCCUCUCGCUGGCUCGGCCUCGGGCCCGCGGCGGGGUCGCCCGCCCUGCGCACACACACGCACACACGGGCACACACGCGACGGUGGGGGGUGGGCGUCAGCUGCGGGCCGCCCGGGAGCCCGACGGGGGCUACAUGCUUUGCCCCGGGAAGCCGGGAGAACGAUGGGCGCGAGCUUUGGGGACGCGACGGAGAGAGCGAGCCUGCCGGCUAGGCAACCAGUCCAAGCCUGACCCGCCGACUCAGUCAGUGCGGCGGCGGGGGGGGAACGCGGGGUCCCGCUCGGACCAUUUUAACUGCGGCUCCGCCGGCGGUGCGCGCGCCCGCGACACAGCUCGGAGCCGCAGGAGCGCGCGGCCCGCUCGGGGAGGGGGCGGAGCUGGCUGCGGCGACGCGCUUGGGGCGGGGGCGCGGGCGCCCGGCUGCUCACCGGGGACGGCCGCUAGGCAGGGGACUGCUGGGAAGAAGCGGGCCAGCGAGCGCGCGGGGCUCGCGGGGAGAGGCGCACGCCCCUCCCUCCCUCGCCCAAGGUUUCGCAGAGGCCGCUGGGCCCACGCCUCUUUUCUGGGACGGGAGGAGACGCUUCCGAGCCAGCUGUGUGACAUCCGUUUGCACAGCCGCGCUGACGUCUGUAGGUGUAAGUUCAAGAACUGCCAUUGGCCGGGAGCCGCUGCGCUCUUCCCCUCACCCCCACCCCCAGUCUCGGAGACCGAAGCCACGGAGGAGCCGUAAAGGGUUCCGCCGGAAGGCCGACUUGGGUCCCCCUGCUGCCUCUCCGGUGCAGCACCAGAUGUGAGGCCUUUGGGUGGUGUGACCCUGCGUUCUCAGGUGAGGAGCUAAUGAGUGGUGCCGCAUCUUUAUGUAUUCCACGUGUUUUUAUACUUGUUGCUUGCGGCCGACUGCUGACUUCAUAACUUUAUUUCAAAGUGAAAGCAUAUAUCAAGUUACCUAUGCACGCCGAAAAGAUAAAACAGUUUCUCAACCGACGGAGUCAUCCAGCAAUCAAGCUGCAAGAUGACUAUCAUCUGCACUCUCAGAGUCCCAUCUCUCCAUCCAUCCUACACCUUAAAAAUGAUUGCGCACUGCCUACUGUAUGAUAAACAGUUCUAGGCGGACUUUGGUGACCCAGAUGAGAAAGAGGAAAUAGGCUUCGCAGACAACCCUUUAGAAAGCUUGACUAUCGUGAGUCCAAAGAAACAGGGCAAUGAUUAGAGCGGUACCUGGUAUUGCGAGACAAAUGGAAAGAGGCUUAGAUGAUGGGAAUGCAUCAGAAUAAAAGAGGAGCUCAUCUCAUGACUGAUUGAUGCUCCUCUUCUGGGUUUCAGCCCAGAUAGCACCUGUCACAAGAGCUCUGCCCUGGUUGUUCUGUCACAGUGCGCUUUUCACUUCUCUCUCAGCAGCUCCCGCAUUCGCUGUGUUUGAGAAUUGGUUGGCUGUUGCCUACAACAGAAUUAAGCCCUACUCUCAAACUGAGCUCUCUCCCGAAUCACUAGCACCUAUACUCACUAAUCAGUUGCAUUUUAAAGAGAGAUUAUCUUGGGUAGACAGGAUGUUAUCAGGUGAGCUCUUUAAAAGAAGAUCCAAGAAGUCAGAGAGAGUCAAAGCAGCAGCACAUGCUUUACUGUUGGCCUUGAAGAACCAAACUCUCAUGUUGCGGAGAGAAUGAUGUGGCUGAUGGUCCCUAGGAACUAAGUAGCCCUGGUGGAUGGGCAGCAAGAAGGCCAGUCCUCCAACCUAUAGAGUUCUAAAUUAUGUCAGCAAAUACAUAAACUCCGAAGAUGAUCCCGAGAUGCAGAAGGGAGCACAGGCCCACAGACAUCUUGAUUUCAGCCUUGUAAGAACCUGAGCAGAUAAUCCAGUUGACCCCUUGCCAGAACUUCUGAUAUAUGUAAUUAUGAAAUAGUAAAUAAGCGUUGUUUUAAAUACUACAUGUGUGAUCAUUUGUUGUGUGGAGAUAGGAAAUAUACUUAGCCAGGAAACACAGCCCUGUGGAAACAAAGACUUAAUGUCACUUAUCAGGAGAAAGGAAAUAAUCAAUUAUCCAUACCACUCCAAAGAUUAAUUCAAAGUCAAGAAAGGAGACAAUCAGGACUUAAUGGAGAGAAUUCACUGUUCUCCACUUUUAUGUAAAUUAAUGGGAUAAUUGAGGCAAAGCUGGGGGGUUACUUUUCUUUCUUUUGCUUAGGACUCACAUGUUUAUCUUCUACUUAAAUGAAAUUAAUACAACACAAAGAUGUUCUUCCAUUUAUAAUCUCUCAGUUCUGUGUCCAGCUGUACCCUCCAUUGUAAUUGAUGUUUUUCUCAUUUUCAACUGCUAGAACAGGGAUUUUAGAUAAAAGAAUUGAGUUACAUGUGUCUCCCUAAUAAAUUUUAUGUUUUUCCUCCAAA
This is a messenger RNA of Lutra lutra (Eurasian river otter), 3375 nucleotides long. Its product is annotated as collagen alpha-1(I) chain-like. The record is from RefSeq and is a predicted model, not a curated record. NCBI's taxonomy places the organism in Eukaryota, Metazoa, Chordata, Mammalia, Carnivora, Mustelidae. The transcript has 4 exons. Bases 1 to 1719 code for a protein of 572 amino acids.